This is a messenger RNA of Pelobates cultripes (western spadefoot toad), 390 nucleotides long. NCBI's taxonomy places the organism in Eukaryota, Metazoa, Chordata, Amphibia, Anura, Pelobatidae. The record is from the annotation of a GenBank genome assembly.
AUGCCAGAAGACCCCAGGCCCCCCAGCCCGGAAUUGCUCCCUUACGGGACCUCAGAUCAAUGCUGGACUCCCCCAUACUCACCAUCUCAACUCAUCAGACGUCUCCUGCCAACAUAUGCAAUCAUUUCUCGGGACUCCAUGACCAAGAUCUGCGUACAACCAGACUGGGGACUUGUGCAAUCAAAACCUCUGACCGGAUCUCGGAUGAGAGCUGGAGGGGCAUCGUUUGGGGGACCCUUGACAUCUGCCUACCCAAGCACCGACACUACUGCAGAUGGGCAUCGGAUGAAGCUGUUGCUGGACACAAGCAAGAGAUCAAGUGGCACCGGCCGUGGAUGCAGAGUAUUGUCAUGUGGACUAUGUACUCAUUCAAUUUAUGCUCCCACCUGA